Molecule: messenger RNA, 3439 nt
Organism: Gigantopelta aegis
Lineage: Eukaryota; Metazoa; Mollusca; Gastropoda; Neomphalida; Peltospiridae
Product: beta-lactamase domain-containing protein 2-like
Exons: 8
Coding region: 100-1383 (427 amino acids)
Source: RefSeq, a predicted model, not a curated record
AUUUAGUUAUUCUGUAAACUUGUUACUCGGUCAUUAAUUAAAUAAUGUGUUUUUUGCGCAUAGCGUAAUUUUGUUAGAAAUUGAUGGAGAAUUGUAACCAUGGGUUUUAUCAAGUUAACAUUAUUUGUUGUAAUUGUUGCAAUAGUAUUGAACUAUUUAUGGAAUUAUUUUAGUACUCCAUUACCUCCCGUGGUGGAAGGCUUUUUCCAUCCAAGUUUCAGAAGAGUAGCUGAAAAAUUAAGGCAGAAUGUACAAAGUGGGAAAGAGAAAGGCGGCUCGUUUGCUGCAUACUACAACGGUGAGGUGAUCGUCGACAUGUGGGGCGGGUACGCCGAUGUCGAGUCUCAGCAGCCGUGGGAGAACGACACACUGUCACUGGCAUUCUCCGUCACCAAGAGCGUCUCCGCCCUCACCAUCGCCAAGAUGGUCGACAGAGGUUGGAUUCAAUACGAGAAGCGUGUCUCAUACUACUGGCCAGAAUUUGGAAAAAAUGGGAAAGAAAAUAUAACAGUGGAAAUCCUACUUAGUCAUCAGGCAGGAUUAUUGUCAUUUGGUGGGGAGAAGAUUUCGUUGUUGGAUUUUAUUCACCGCCCAAAGGAAGUUGUCCGACUUUUAGAAGACCAGACUCCUCACUGGGUUCCAGGCACAGCUCAUGGCUAUCACGCAGUCACAAUUGGCUAUUACGUGGGCACUCUAGCACAGAAGGCUGACCCCAAACACAGGAACCUGUCACAAAUAUUUAAAGAGGAGAUAGCUGAACCCCUUGGUAUUGACUUCCAUAUCGGCUUACCCAGGGAGCAACACUGGCGAGUGGCGCGGGGCAACUUCCUGUCUCUGUCUCAGAUUCUUCUCAAGACCCUGACGUCACCAACUUCAUUCCGGAUAUUUUCUACUUUACUCAUGUACCCAGAUUCACUCACUGCCAAGUCUAUGAUGGUCCUUAAAGAGGAGACGUCUUUUAUGAACCGUGCAGAUGUACAAGCAUCUGGAAUUCCGUCAUUCAUGGGACUCGGCAAUGCACGAUCUCUGGCAAAACUCUACAGCUUUGUCGCUAUGGGUGGCUCCAGCAAAGGGAAGCAACUGCUGUCUGCAGAAACCAUGAAGAAGGUGUUAACUCCCUUGACUAGAGGAAAAGAUCUCGUCCUACUCACAAAUAUGACCUAUGCUCGUGGACUCAUGGUGCUAAAUAAUUCAAGAGGGAGCGUGAUGUUUGGACAUGGAGGCUAUGGAGGACAAGCAGCUCUGGCUGAUCCUUACAACAAACUGUCGCUGGCUUACAUCUCCAACUACCUGGAAUCCUUUGGGCUCUGCAACGAUCCAAGGUUUAUCGACUUGUAUGAACUAGUGUACGACUGUCUCGAUGAUUAUCUUUCCAAACAGUAAUCCUGAUACUUACAUCCUAUGAGACAGCACUGGCCAGUGACGAUGUUAGCACUGGCCAGUGGCGAUGUUACCACUGGCUAGUGACAGUGCUAGCACUGGCCAGUGGUGAUGUUACCACUGGCCAGUGACGAUGUUAGUACUGGCCAGUGGCGAUGUUACCACUGGCUAGUUAGGACUGGCCAGUGACGAUGUUAACACUGGCCAGUGACGAUGUUAGGACUGGCCAGUGACGAUGUUAACACUGGCCAGUGACGAUGUUAGGACUGGCCAGUGACGAUGUUAGCACUGGCCAGUGACGAUGUUAGCACUGGCCAGUGACGAUGUUAGGACUGGCCAGUGACGAUGUUAGUACUGGCCAGUGACGAUGUUACCACUGGCCAGUGAUGAUGUUAACACUGGCCAGUGACGAUGCACCAAUAUGUAAGGAUUGUCUGUUAUUUCUUUUACAUUCAUCAGGGUAUGAAAAAAAUAAAUCAUCUCCAAACUGUGAAUCGGCGAAGCUGUUCUCACAGACGUUUGUGGACAAGUUGUUUUGUUCAUACUUCAAUGAAUGUAAAAGAAAUAACAGACAAUACUUAUUUACAUUUCAAACAUACUUACCAAUAAUGACACUAAAAGUGCAUAUUUUAUUUUGAAUUAUUGUUUGGUUUUUAAACAAUAACGCUCAGUAAGACAAACUACCAGCAUAAAGAGACGUCAUCAGAUAUAAUGUUAUUUUUAUUUUCACCGAGAUAUGAACAAACUUGUUGCUACAGCUGGACCAGUGGAUGAUAUUAAAUUGUAAUAAAUGUAACGGAAAUUUAAUUAUUAGAUUAUAAAUGACAAUUCCUAAUUUCGUAUUGAUAAAUAACGGUGGGUUUGGGGGUUUUGUUUUUGCAAAGAAACCACUUUUCUAGCAAACGUGUCUAAUUUGACAUACUUCUGUUGGUAAUUUCACAUCACUGAAUACUAGCAGUAAGAAAUCAACCUGACUUGAUCAUAUAAACACCUGAAGUAUAUAUUAUAAUUUUCAUAUAUAUAGAUCUUUGAAUGUUCAUUAAAGGUAACAGUGAUCUCUUCACAAAAGCGUUUUCCUUUGACUCUGUUUUUGAGGACAUCUGGAGACUUUCAAAAUAUUCAAAAACCAUUUUACGAUAUUGUCUACGAUUUACAAAUAUAAUAGAUGCAAACAAUCUCAUCAUUUUGGUGCAAUUACCGACUGGGAACUAAAGUUCAUGUGAUUUUUCGCUUUGUACAUUUACACAUUUGAUAACAGAUUUGUUAUUUUGAUUGCCUGUUUAUUUAAAUCAGAUGUAGGUCAAUCACAUGGACUUGUCAUCAAUCACAUGGACUUGUCGUCAAUCACAUGGACUUGUCGUCAAUCACAUGGACUUGUCAUCAUCAGCAAUGAAAUAAACACCUACAUUAUGUGGCAUUUAUUGCUAACUAUACUAAUGACGCUAAUUGCUCGAUAAGACACAGGGGCGCAGUAUGGGGGGUUGGUUUCCCAGUUGCACGAACCCCCCCCCCCCCACCCAGCUAAAAAAAAAAACCCACCACGUAGAUCUAAAUUGAUGUCCACGUAAAAUUUAUAAUUUAAAUUAUAAACAUUUACAUAUUGUUUUGGACCCCCCCCCCCCCCCUCCCCACCCAAAGCAUAAUCCGCCCCAGAGACAAAAGUACAAAGAGCAUUGUCAACCAAGAUUUGUCACAUAAUGUUCUCAUUUGAUUUCUCACAAGUUAUAUUGUUCAUCAGUUUAAGAAAUACAUAAUGUUACAUGUAUUACAGUGUUAGGUAGAAAGAGUAUUGCUUAUUUAUUGCUUUUUAAAGGAGUUACUUUCUUUUCCUCCUUGGUUCUAUAUUAUUUUAAAAUUUUAAUUUUCUACAAAUAUUUGUAGGUACUAGAUGUAUUCGUGUUUUUGUGAUGUGUUUGUUGUAUGCACUAAUUAUGCAGUUUUUAUAGUUUGCAAGAAAUUAUACACAAUGAUUGUUACAAAGGAUAUGUAAUUUUUAUUUAUUUCUUCAAUUUUAUAUUUUUAUUUACAGUAUACAGGUUUAAUAAAUUAUUUGAAUCUU